Messenger RNA from Mercenaria mercenaria, 1650 nucleotides. RefSeq names its product scavenger receptor class F member 1-like. NCBI's taxonomy places the organism in Eukaryota, Metazoa, Mollusca, Bivalvia, Venerida, Veneridae. The transcript has 4 exons. Gene Ontology annotation, molecular function: protein binding. The coding region runs from base 539 to 1330 and encodes 263 amino acids. The record is from RefSeq and is a predicted model, not a curated record.
UAUUUGUAAAGCAUGUGUAUCAGGAUUUUGGGGACCAGACUGUAACUACCUAUCCAACAACUGUUCCAAUAAAAUAUGUGACAUUUCCACAGGUGUAUGUGAGACAUGUCCAGAGGGAUUUGCAGGAGAAAAUUGUAACAUAAAGUGUGUGAUUUCUUCUUGUUCAAAUUGGCUGUGUGACAGGAAGCAAGGAUUUCAAUGUUCCAGUUGUGUAAACGGCUUUUGGGGAACACCUUGUGAGAAACAAUGCAUGCUAAAUAGCAGUUGCAACAACUGCCACAAGGCAACUGGAAUAUGUAAUUCAUGUUUAAGUGGUUACUGGGGAACGGCUUGUGAGAGAAAAUGCAAUGAAAGUGACACUUGUAGUUAUUGCGACAGAAACACUGGAACUUGUACUUCGUGUUUAAGUGGAUUCUGGGGAAAACAUUGCGAAAAUGGGUGCUAUUAAAACUGUGCUGGAAAUUGCCGAGUGAGUACAGGAACAUGUUAUUCUUGCAAAAAUGGAUGGUGGGGAAGUUUUUGUGAGAAAAAAUGCGCGAUGGGAGAGGGAUGUCAAUAUUGCAGCAAAACGUAUGGAAGUUGCAGCGCGUGCAUAAUUGGUUACUGGGGUAGUUUCUGCGAAAAAGAGUGUCCUACAAUCUGUGCAGGUCAAUGCAACAGGUAUACAGGAAAGUGUUCCAGUUGCAGACCCGGCCACAAGGGUGUUAACUGUAGCAGUACAUGCAUAGAGGAAAACUGUGAGACAUGCCAAGGUUUGGAUGACAGCCAUUCAUGUACCAAAUGCCGACCGGGUUACUGGGGCGAAAGCUGUGACAUUAAAUGUAGAUCAGAGCAAUGCCUGGAAUGUCAUAUGUCUGAAGGACGAUGCACUUUAUGCGAGGACGGCUUUUGGGGAAAUUCAUGUAAUCAAAAGUGCCAUGACAGUUGCCAAUGCUGCAGCCUGACUUGCGGUACUUGUAGCCCACCGCACUCCUGUAUAAUGUACAAAGCAACAGCGCCUUCACAGACAGAUAACACUUUGGUUAUCGUUGGUAUUGUCUUGAUUGUUUGCUCUUUAGUUGUACCGUCUCUGGCGUUUGGUUUGAUUUGCUACAUAAAGCGCCGAAAUAAGCAAAAGACAGCCAGAACUACAUCCGGAGAUAGAAAUGUUGGACAUCAGAGUGUUUCAUAUUCAAUGGAUCGUAAGAGAAAGGCCAAAGUUGAGAUACCAUCGCUUCAAACCGGAAAAGUCAACCGCAAAUAUCUGACUGAGGAAACAAACAAAGGAUUUGAGGAAGAAGAAAAUUAUGAAAGCGUCCUCGAAACAGACGAGAUCUACGAAAAUCCAUAGGUCUCUGAUAAGAAACAACUGACUUUAUUGUUGUUGUUAUUGUUGUGUAUAUCGUUUUCAAAUCACGCAUUUUAUCAUGUUUAUACAUAAUAUAAUGUGAUAUGAAAAAUAGUUCCUCAUUAUACAAUUUCCUUAAUAUAUCUUGUGACGCAAUAUAAUUAUACAUUUUUACUAAUAUCUUAAAUGUUAAACUUUUAAACAAUGAUAUUGUGAAUUCCAUAAAUAAAUUUCAGCAAAACUAAACCACCAAAGAAUUAUUCUACGACCACAUUUCGUUUUAAAAAUAUCACAAAAAUACAAAUGUAGAGAUUUACCCUAAG